This is a messenger RNA of Coniophora puteana RWD-64-598 SS2, 507 nucleotides long. RefSeq lists its product as uncharacterized. The record is from RefSeq and is a predicted model, not a curated record. The annotation marks the transcript as partial. NCBI's taxonomy places the organism in Eukaryota, Fungi, Basidiomycota, Agaricomycetes, Boletales, Coniophoraceae. The transcript has a single exon.
UACCUCUACGUUGAUGAUGGGUUUGGGCCAGCCCGACCGGGCGCGAUGCGAUUCUACGGCCCAUACGGCGUCAUGAUGCCGACGGUACAGGCCAUGGUGCUGGACUUGUUCGACUUCAUCCGAAUCCCUCACGACCCGGCCAAGCAAGUCCACGGCACAUGCCUCACCAUCAUCGGACACGAAAUUGACACGGAGCUCAUGGUGGCGCGCAUGCCUCGGGAGUCAUUAGCGCGCCUCAUUGAGCUCAUGCUCGACUUCGUCACGACACGCCGGCGGCGGACGCUGCGAGAAUUCCAACACGUUGCCGGCAAUGUUUGCUGGGGCCUCAACGUCCACCCGCUCAUCCGCCCGGGUUUAUCCACAACUUACGAGAAGAUGGAGGGGAAGACCCGGGGGAACGCCCGUAUCUGGGUCAGCACGCGGCUGGUGGAAGAGUUCCUGUGGGCAGUGGGCCACCUCGGGACGUCUCACGGCGUCUUCUUCUUCAAAUCGCUCACAUGGACGCCU